Molecule: messenger RNA, 348 nt
Organism: Phytophthora sojae
Lineage: Eukaryota; Oomycota; Peronosporomycetes; Peronosporales; Peronosporaceae
Exons: 2
Coding region: 1-348 (115 amino acids)
Source: RefSeq, a predicted model, not a curated record
AUGGUUACAGCCCUGUGUACAGGAUCCCAGGAACGAAAACAGGAGUUGAAAGACAUUCUGGCAUCUCUCGUAUAUGCCGAUAGCGAACAUCAAUACAAGAGGUGCAAGCUUCUGCUGCUAAAUCGAUUGGAUGAUCGCAAGGAUCACCCGCUCUACAAGUAUUUCAUAAAAAAAUGGGAUGGAAUCACCGAUGAGUGGGUAUCUUAUCUCAGAACCGACGUUCCUCACUUAGGGAAUCACACAAACAACAGAAUCGAGGCUAAGUGGGCAAAGCUGAAAGAUCUCAUCCGUCCCAGCGCGAGUGUGGAUGUAUGUAUUGCUACGUUGAUCGGUUUGCAAGGUAUUUGA